AUGCCCACACCGCCACUUCGACGCCCACCUUCCUUCCCAUUGACUAGCCUAUCACUAAACAACGGGGAGCAGUCUCCUGCAGCAAGCAACAUCACCAGUGGCUCAUCCAGACCACUCAUCCGCCCUAUCCUUCUUGAAGGGCAUCGCCUCGUCGACAGUGCCGACUUUGGGUCCGAGGCCUAUGAGGACGAAAAGAACGAUAUCCGACUCUCCUCCAGUGUCAGCGCACGACGAGAUCCUCGUUCUCCUAAGAGCAACAACAACAAGAAGGUCGCGCAUCAGGGAUCGGAUAAUACGACAUUACGAGGUGGAAGAGGAAGAGAUUUGAACCCACCAGAAUCAAGCAGCAAUUCAACCAUCUCGCCAGACUCGACGCUUGGUCCACCAGUCGAUGCCAAUCAACCGCGUCCGAGGCUCUGUCAGGUCGGACCCCACAUCGCGAUUGCAACGAUUCAAUCGUACAAUAUCUUGACAGUCGUUCGUGCUGUUGCUGACCCGACGUGGAUGGUGCUGAAGUCUAGUAACGACAAGAUAGGGAAGGACGAUGGCGACCACCUGGGCCAUAUUGACAAAUUCGUGACUAUUUUCCUUGCAUUGGCGAUUACUUGCGCGUUCUUGAGUUGCAUUGGGUUCUCGCUCCGGAUUAUGGAUCGGUUGACUUGGAUCCGAGCCCAAUACUCCCACGGGUUCCUUUCCUGCAUCCUGACAAUCAUCCUCUCCUGUCUGGUCACCAUCCUCUUGACCAUCGAUUGGGUUCGAGGGUUCCCUAGCCCCGGUCUCACGAUCGCGUUGAAGGAGUUGAUUAUUUCAUCGUUUCUGAUGACGACGGUUAUUAUUAUUGGAGCUGCGACUUAUACCAAACUCGAAGGGUGGUCCUUUGACAAUGCCGUUAAUUUCUGUAUCGUCUCCUUUUCUACCAUCGGAUACGGGAAUGUGAGUCCACAGACGAUAGCAGGACGCGUGAUAUUCUUCUUCUACGCCAUCAUCGGGAUCAGCGCCGUCGGAUACUUUAUCGUCUCUCUCCGCAACGCCGUUCUCGAACAGUUCCAAUGGCGACUCCUCGAACGGUUCUCGAAACCCGCCCACAUUUCCCGUGUCCAGACUCGAAUGUCGACCAAGGAUAUGUCGUUCCCGCUGGCUCGGUUUGAGGAAGAGCAGCGGGUCAAGAAGAUGGUGAAGCGGAAUAUGAUUAUUCGGAUGUCGAUUAUUUGGAUUAUACUUUGGUUCGGAGGCGCGGGGGUCUUUUGUUUGUUUGAGGAGUGGUCUUACCUCGACUCUCUUUACUUUUGCUUUGUGACAUUGACGACAGUGGGAUUCGGAGACAUGGUACCUGCAGAACCAGGAUCGAUCGAGUUCUGGAACAUCUACGUCUUCCUCGGCCUCACAGUAUUCGCCUACAUCCUCUCCCUCUUCUCUGCCACCAUGGCCUCACAUAUCCAUCUCGUCGAUGAUGGCGAGGGAGACGAGGAGGAUGACGUGAUGUAUGGUUGGGAACAGUGCGAGGAUCCUAAUAACCAGUUCUUGGGGUGGAAUGGGACUUUGGGAUUGGAGGGGCUGAAGUGGGCGCAGAAACGGCAGUCGUUCAAGGUCAAUCAGGGGCAGGAUUUUGCUGAUGGUGCUGGACAAGGGAGUUCCAUACCAGGAGGGGAAGUAAAGAAUGACCGACCCAAGGGAUUGCAACGCGUUCGGUUCUGGAACAGCGGAGGUGGGGGUGGUGGUGGAUUUAGUGGCAGGGGUGCCAGUGUUAGUCCAUUGGAGGGUCAACGGGUUUCUCAUCGCCCAUUAGACGGUAUGGACCAGCAGCCACAACAGCCAUUACCACAACAGCAGCAGCAGCAAGCAGGACCGAAGCCUAUACGACGAAGCUCCUCCGGUCGAAUCCUCUUGGUGCCCGCCAAGGAGCGCAAGCAAAUGUUGGAGGCCGAGUACUAUGCAACCCACGGCGGACCGCCCGCCGACCUUACCAACAAUGCCACUACUGCCGGCUCCGCGAUUGCAGCUGGAACCGGUGCUAUGGCGUCAACACCAUCAGGAAACGCAGAUGGGGUGAUGACAAUGACAACAGCGCCAGCGACGAUCAUGUUUGUCGACAAGUUUGGGAACCCCCACCAACGCGUUAUUGGCCGCCGGAUGAGUUACAUCCCCGAAGGUAUUCAGGCCAGUAAGGUUGCUACGCCCGAGGAUCCGGGUGCUGCUGCUACUGCUACUGCAGUCGCGACGACGACUACAGGAGGAAGUCACCCGGGGGAUCAACAACAGCAGCAAGGGUACAUCUACAGCACGAAGGGGUACUACGACGCGCUGGCGAAACGACGUGGCACUCUUGCUGCAAUUCAACAGAAGCACGACCAUAAACAUCAGCCUGACGGGGGUCAUAUGCACGGACAUGACGGUGGACAAGGGCAAGGAAGACCAUCGACACCUAUACAGGACCAGUAUCAUCAUUAUUCCGAAGACAACACUGUCCAGACAGGCGCCUUGGAACACCAACCAACUGUUCGGUUCGAAUCCCCACGGACCAGGUCCGGAAAUGGUGGCACUACUCCACAGCAACGAGCUACUCCUCAAAGAUCUCCUCAGCAACAGCAGCAGCAGCAACAGCAACAACCGUGGCAGUGGCAACAACAGCACCACUACCAGUACCAGCACCAUCCCCUUUCGACAAACCCUUUCGACGCCAGUUUUUCCCCGAGCGCUAUGUUGGCCCUGCAGCCUAGUAGAGGAGGUGAAGGUCUCAGGAUGCCCUGGCCAACUGUGGGGGACAACGAUUACGAACUGGACUACGAUUAUCACAUUACGGCAGCCACGUCCGAUGCAUUUGCGCGAUACUUGGAUCUGGACCACACUCGCCAAAGUCAUUCCAGUGAUGUGACCAAAGUCGGCAGUCCAUCCGUCGAUAUCCACAUGGUCCAAUAUCCGUUUUUUGUGGACGAUGAUGGCGCGAUCAAGGACGAGAGGACUUCCUUUUCCGCCACUUCUCAACAACCGCAGCAACAGCAACAGAAAUAUGAUGGUGGUGGAGGUGGAGGUGCGAGUGGAGAAGUAGUGGCAAGCAAGACAGGAAUGCAGACCCCGCCUUCUAGUCGAGCAACGAUGAACGCGAGCCAUGGCAACAGAUACUAUUGCGCCGGUGAUGGUAGUGGAGGUGGAUGUGAGAAUUACGUGGGGCCAAUGAACAAGACCAGGAACUCGGAGGAUCUACCUGCCUUUGCGAUGGACGUUGAUUUGAACCGUGAAGGAGCUGUUACAACAAUAGCACAGACCGGUGGAGAAGUCGUUCCCUCCAGCCCUCAGUCACCUCCAUCACAAGCAACAGUAGCGGCAAUGAAACACCAGCCGUCAUCUCGAAUGUCUCCACCACCAUCAUCCUUCAAGGCGAAGAGCUGCAGCAACAAUGUUCCACGAAUAACAACCGCCAUGGUCGUGGAUCCGGACCUGGAAGUGGAAGUGGGGCCGUUUGGAGAAGUGCGGGACCCCAACAGACUCCCCAAAUUCAACGACAAUAUCGAUUUCAACCAUGCAAGGUCCUGUUCCUGUCCAGAAUCCACCCCCUUUUCCACCUCCAGCAAAAAUAGCAACACUGGUGGCACGAAACAGCAGCAUAUGGCCACACCAACACAAGAGGACACCACCGCCAUUAGGCGAUCUUUGUCUCCCCCUGCAGAAUCUGUAACACUUUCCACUUUUUCCCACUCCUCUGCUAUUCGUACCAGCAACAAUACCAAGACCAGGACCAUAACUUCCAGCAAUAGCAGUAACAGUCCAAGCAGCAUAAAUCCCCGAGCGACCACAUCUGCCGCUGCAGCGACACAACCCUCCCCCCCUACUCCUCCUCCUCCUUCUCCUCCUCCUCUCACCUUCUUACUUGCCGACGUCCCACUUGUAGGACCUCUUGGCGAAUCCAGGCAGCACCCAUUGGCAGGAGAACCGGCUUCCUUUUUUUCGCUUUCAGAGGCUCGUCUUGGAGCAGGGCAAGGACCAAUACAAGGGACUAAUGGUGUGGAUUCGAAUCGUCCCAUCCAACACCAACGCCAAACGACGACCAAGACCCCUAAUCCAUUCCAAACGUACACAAACGACCAAAGCAAAGGUGGAAGCGGCGGAAAGAACAACAAUAAUAAUAGCAACAACAGCCCCUUCGUGUCGUUCUCCCGUAAGACGAGUACAGCGGCAACAAGUCGACCUCUCUCUCCUCCUCCUCCUCCUCUUCCUUCUCUUCCACUGGACAGGAAAAUUUCCCGCCCUCCUCAGCAGCAACAGCAACAGCCCCCUACAGUUAGUACCAAUCCCUUCAUUCAACCACCUCAACCACAAUGGUCCAAGACCUCACCAGUAGAACCAGUAGGACCCUUAUCUCCUCCUCCUCCCGCAAGUUCCUACUAUUCACCAUCUUCCUCCUCGUCGUCGUCGUCGUCCUCAGGCGCCCCAGGUCAAGGCCAAGCAGUGGUGACGAUAGAUGAUGACGACAGGAAGGGCCCGUUUGACGAGCCUAUAUCUCGGAACUCGAUAUUCCCCUGGUUUGAGAACGACGUGGACCUGAACAAGAUUGGGCCCGACCCUGAGCAGGUCGAAGAGGCUAGGAGAAGUGUUGCCGAGAUUGAACGUCGGACUAGUGAGAAGGAGGCCAAGAUCAGUUUGGAGCAGAAACGUACUUCUUCUUCAGCGUCGGCGUCGUCCAACAAGAUCCCUACAACGACAAUGACAACAGGAGGACAAGGAGGAGGAGGAGGAGAAAGAGAAGGGGAAGGAGGAGGAGGAAGAACGUCUCGGUUAUGA
This is a messenger RNA of Linnemannia hyalina, 4776 nucleotides long. The record is from the annotation of a GenBank genome assembly. Lineage: Eukaryota; Fungi; Mortierellomycota; Mortierellomycetes; Mortierellales; Mortierellaceae.